This is a messenger RNA of Vitrella brassicaformis, 848 nucleotides long. The record is from the annotation of a GenBank genome assembly. Lineage: Eukaryota; Vitrellaceae.
AUGUCAGGAGCCGGCUCGCCCAUAGCGAGCACGAAAAGCGGUUCUGAGAAGGUGCGCAGAGUGACACGCAUGUGCGCAUACAGAUGCCUGCACGUCUGUCUGUGUUCGUGUGUGUCUUCCCAGGAGUUCAACAAGAAGCCGGUCAAGGUUUGGGUCCCGAAGGAGCCGGUCACGGUCAGCCCAGAGAAGGCGUGGAGGGUCAUGUAUGUGUGUUGUGUGUGUGUGUGUGUGUGUGUCGUGCAUGCAGCCUGUGAUAGCUGGUUCCAAGGAUCUGGACAAGGUGAGCGCAAUGCACGCGUGCUUCACACAUGGAUGUGUCGACGAAUCACUGCUGUGUUUCCGUCUUGUGUGUGUUGACCUCACAGGGGUUUCCGGCACUUCCGGGCGCCAAGACGGCCAUCGAGCAAGAGACCACUGAACUCACACAGCAGACACGCAUGUGGCGUUUAUGUGCACCUCUCAGGACGAGAAGGCCUUUGUCGAGUCGAGGAUGUGUGUGUCACCGCAGAAGGCAAGACAGAGCAGGAGAUCAAGGCCAUCAUGCUCUAUCGUAUGACCCUCCUGCAGCCCGACAUGCAGGUGUCUGCGGAGGAGGUGGACUUCUUCCACCGGUAUGCAAUCACACACACACACACACACAGAGAGAGAGAGAGAGAGAGACAUGGACAUAUACAAAACGUGUCUCUCGUUUCAGCGCCCUGUACCCGGAUCCGGCUCUGCGCUGGGACGCCGACCAGCUCUUUGCCCACCCGUGGAUCGCACCCGUCCCUGCCCCUGCCCCUGCUGCCGUGCACCGCCGCAUGCAGCUAUCCAGCAGGAGAUCGACAGCACCAACUACAAAACUGUGA